AGAAAUCGUCACUUCCGCCCAAUUCGUUGACUGCGGCGGCGCGUAUUUUUGAAAAAUUGUUCACCAUCCCAAAGAUUAUUGUCAACGUUUCAAGAAAUACCAAUCUAAGGGUGGUAUACACCACAGCCCUUUCUUCCUUGAAGAAUAUGUGGGUAUACUAAGAAGUUCGCUGGUUCAAUAGUAAUAGGACAUUGUGAUUCCAAAGCAUGGCGUGUAUUACCGACGUUGACUGUGUGGAAUGCUUCAACACCACGCUGGAGGAGAUCCGGAGCAAGCUGAUGUCUUUGGUUGUCGCCCAGAUUGACCAGCUGGAGGACUCAGGCCACACACACAGACAAGACGUGAAAGCCGGCCUUGAGCAAUGCUGGCAGAAGGCGAAGGAUGACACCAUAUUUAGAACCAUGGGGAUGUUCAGCCAUGUCUUUGAAGAAAGCAACGUGUGUCUGAAAGAGAAGAGGCGAGAGCUGCCAGAUCUCAUCGCUGACACAGAGGAGAAGGGGCUGAUUAAGGAGAGUCUGCAACAACGCAUGGAGAGGCUGAGGGCGGAGCAAGCAAAGAGAAAAGAACUGGUCAUGGCUCAAAACAAGGCAAACAAAAACCGGCUGAAAGAACUACACAGCAUGUCUGGGUUGUACCAGAAGUAUUUGGCUCUUGAGAUCAGGAAGAUUCAUGGUGAGAAACUACAGUUUGUGUUCAGAAACAUGGAUCCCAAAGACCCAGAGAGCCCCUUCACCUUCAUUCUGUCCAUUAGUGAUGAGGGGGUGUACAGGAUUGAAUCCUGCAGUCCGCCACUGGAGUGCAUGGCGGAGUUGGAGAAGAAGCUGAACGAGCUCAACAAAUUCUCAGCCUUCAUACCUAACGUCAGGAAAGCCUUCAAAGAUCUCAUCUCAGAACAUUGAAGCAUGACUAUGCCACCUGACUGACCGGGAUACCGCUUUUAAGAUUUUACUUUAAGUUUGUCUGUCUUUAAAUUAACCUUGUUUGUGUUUGUUUGUGUGACUUUU
Messenger RNA from Engraulis encrasicolus (European anchovy), 1004 nucleotides. It is a transcript of the gene spc25, whose product is annotated as SPC25 component of NDC80 kinetochore complex. Bases 207 to 899 code for a protein of 230 amino acids. The transcript is spliced from 8 exons. Lineage: Eukaryota; Metazoa; Chordata; Actinopteri; Clupeiformes; Engraulidae. Gene Ontology annotation, cellular component: Ndc80 complex. Gene Ontology annotation, biological process: chromosome segregation. The record is from RefSeq and is a predicted model, not a curated record.